Molecule: messenger RNA, 1976 nt
Organism: Chenopodium quinoa (quinoa)
Lineage: Eukaryota; Viridiplantae; Streptophyta; Magnoliopsida; Caryophyllales; Amaranthaceae
Product: benzyl alcohol O-benzoyltransferase-like
Exons: 3
Coding region: 67-1413 (448 amino acids)
Source: RefSeq, a predicted model, not a curated record
UUUAUUUCAUACACCUCUAUUAAGCUUGAUUAUUAGUAUUAUCUGACGUCUAGAUGACCAAUUAAUAUGGCUCUUAUGGCACAUGACACGACUCCCCUAGUGUUAAAUGUAACACGAGGGGAGCCAGAGCUAGUGUGCCCGGCUGAGCCUACACCAAGGGAGCUAAAACUGCUCUCGGAUAUUGAUGACCAAGAGGGUCUUCGAUUCCAUAUGCCGGGCAUAAUGUUUUAUAGGGCUGAUCCCUCCAUGGAGGGGAAUGACCCGGUGAAGGUGGUUAAGGAUGCUCUGGCGCGGGCUAAGGCUCUUGUGUUUUUCUACACUUAUGCUGGUCGGUUAGUAGAAGGGCCGAAUAGGAAGCUAAGUGUCGAGUGCACGGGUGAGGGUGUGCCCUUCAUUGAGGCUGAGGCGGAUGCAAUGCUUGAAGAUUUUGGGGAUGAAAUUCAUCCUCCAUUUCCUUUAGAGGAUUUGCUUUAUGACAUUCCUGGGAGGAAUACUAAUGGAAUGCUUGGCACUCCGUUGGUGAUAGUUCAGGUAACUCGUCUAAGAUGCAGAGGAUUCAUAGUGGCCCUUCCAGUAAACCAUGUUAUCAACGAUGGUAGUGGCAUAAUGCAACUAAUGAACGCAGUAGGCGAGAUAGGGAGAGGCUUUGCCACCCCAACCAUCCUCCCCGUUUGGGGCCGCGAACGCUUAAUUGCUAGAGAAUCCCCAAAAGUCACCUUUCCCCACCCUGAGUACGACCAACAUGAAGUUAUUGACCACCACUCCAAUGAUCAACCCGAGCUAGUCCAACAGUCCUUCCUCUUUGGACCUACCGAGCUUGCUGCCCUACGCCACCAUGUCCCUCCUCAAACCAAACAAUUCUCCUCCUUCGACAUCAUAUGUGCCUCCUUGUGGCGUUGUCGAACCAUAGCCCUUAAACUUGACCCUGGUCAAGAGGUACGUCUACUCUUUGCUGUGAACGCGAGGAAUAAGUUUAAUCCUCCACUAGCUAAGGGAUACUAUGGAAAUGCAUGUGCAUUUCCAGCUGUCUGUGCUAAAGCAGGGGAUAUAUGCAACAACAAAGUUGGCUAUAUUUUGGAUCUAAUAAGGAACACUAAAAAUGAAGUGAAUGAGGUAUAUAUGAGAUCUAUUAUGGACCUUAUGGUAACAAAAGAUAGGCCAGAAUUUACCGUGCAUCAGUCUUACGUGGUGUCAGACCUUAGGCAUUUAGGGUUUGCAGACGUUGAUUUCGGGUGGGGGAAGCCGGUUUUCGGAGGGCCGGUGAGUAAUGGUUCGGUCCCGGAUGCAAGCUUCUUUAUAUCCUUUAAGAACAAGAAAGGCGAGACUAUGAUUAUGGUGCCCAUUUCCUUGCCUCCGUCUGAAAUGGACGUUUUUGUUAAGGAAUUGCAAGAGAUGCUCCAAGUUCAUCCAUAAAUAAUUGGCUUUUCUAGUUUUUUUUUUUAUUUUUUUUUAUUAAUUUUUUUUUUUUAUUGCCUUAUUGGUACUAAACAAUGCCUAGGAGGCUAGGACCAUGAUAUGGAUUCUAUAUCAAGCUUUGGUAAUAAUUCUAGUAAGUUGAGGACUUGAGAUUUUGGUGCAACAACCAAUUUUAGUAUAAUAGUACCAUGUGAUUAUAGAAACCAUUCAUAUGAAAGUAUAAACUAUAUCAAAUAUACUAGUAUCAUAUUUUGAAAAUUUCUUUGUUUGUUCACUUUUGUAUUAAUAUCAAUUUACUAUUGUAAGGUUGGUUGUAAACUUGUAACUAUUGUAUGUACUAUGUAAUCUAUUAAAUAAACUCAUAAUGUAUUAUGGGUCACAUUAUCAUUAUUGUACUGUAUUUUUGUUAAAUUACCUACAUUCAUUACAAAAAUAAGAUAUAUGUGCACCAAAAAAAAAAAAAAAGAUAUUUUAUAUUCUCCAAAUUAAAGUUGGACAGCAUGCACAUUGAUCGUAAAAACUAUGUUGAUUUCAUGAAACUAGAAUUAGAUAUUUCUCUG